Messenger RNA from Oryzias latipes (Japanese medaka), 6321 nucleotides. RefSeq names its product spermatogenesis associated 2 (gene spata2). Gene Ontology annotation, cellular component: cytoplasm. Gene Ontology annotation, biological process: protein linear deubiquitination; protein K63-linked deubiquitination; regulation of necroptotic process. Lineage: Eukaryota; Metazoa; Chordata; Actinopteri; Beloniformes; Adrianichthyidae. The record is from RefSeq and is a predicted model, not a curated record.
CCUAGUGGUCAUGAACUGUCAAGAUUUUGCGCAUGCGUACUCCGCUAAAAAUGAAUUUUCAACAGCUGAGGAGGCGUAACUAGCGAUGGUUAGCACUUAUGAAAAGGACUCUGAGGUGGCUCAGAAGAAUCGUUUAACGAACAGAACGUCUUCUAGAAGAGGGACGUGGAGCUCCGCAUUCACAGCAUCCAAGCCUAACUGUUUCUAAAGGCAAAAAAAAAAAAAACAUCUUCUGACUUCACUUCUGGGGUAAAAUUGAGUCUUGAGCUUUUACCAGAGAUGGUUGUAAGACGGUAUCCAUGCCGAUUGCAGCCUGGAUACACCAAGUGAAAGCAUCAGUCACCUGUCUUUCUACUUUAGAAGGGGUACGCCAGAGUGGACUCAAAUCUAGUUCUUCCCUCAUCUCCCAAAAUACAUAAGAAGUGACUGAGUUCCAAUCUGUACAGGAAAUUAUGGUGACUAAAAAUGGUGCUUAAAUGUGGCAUCCCGGUGCAGGUUGUGCUUAAAUGGGGAGGGGGGGCUCUCUCAGAAAAUUGUAAAAGCUGACUGAAAGUCUGCUUCUGACAAUGGAUGCCAAGUUGAAAGAAGAUCUGUUUCGGAGGUAUGUGACAGCACUGGAGAAACGUCUGGAGGAGGGGGGUGAUUAUACGGGGACCGGAACUACAUCGGGUGGAGAGCAAAGUAGACAAAAGGACAAGGAGGCCCUACUUUCAACAGCAACGGCUCUGCUUGGCGCCUACCAGCCAGAUCCUGGACAGAGGUUUCGCAUGGUGCGUUUCUACGAGAUUGUGGAUAAUUCCCUUCACUGCCAGAGAGGAGGCAGUCUCAAGAGCCUGGAGAGAGCAUUUCACACCCUGGAAACCAUCUGCACCAAUCUCUUGCUCUUCCCUUGGAAAAAGGAGUUUAGAUGUAUAAAGACCUUCACUGGGCCAUACGUCUACCAUCUGCAGUCUGUCAUUUCUGAUGCGGAACUCCGAACUUUGAUGCGCACCAUUGGGUAUGCUUGUGAUCAUAAUUCGCAGUUCCAUUUGCAGGAGCAUCCUGUGGGCUCAAAUCAUCUGCGCCAAUUAGCAUUCGAGCUCUUCUUGGCUCAGGCAGAGUGUCGUCUUCUGGGAGAGGUAGUGGCUUUGGCUCGUGGUUCAGCUUCAGAGCUGGAGGCCCUGGAACUCCGCAGAGGGAGCAGAGAUGAUGCAGCUGGCUGUGCUGAGGCGCUCCGUAGACGUGACAGCCUCGGGGCAGACAUGGCUCGUCUGUCUGUGCGACCGCUGGAUAUAGAAAGACCUCACGCCCACCACUUAAGGCGAGGUAGCCGACCCUCCAAAUCUGUGGAUGUUACAGAUGGGGCUGGGCACUGGCACCCAGCUGUGAGCAAGCCUGUUUUGAAGGCCUCGCUGAGCUUAAGGAAGGAACCUCUGUUUGUGGAUGCAGAGGAAGAUAUGAAGGACGAGAUCAUCAGGCCCAGUACCUCGGCAUCUUUUUUCUCCGUUGCAGCUCCACCUUCUUAUAGCCCCAUUGCAGACUUUUUCCCAGUUCAGUCGCCUCCCCCAGCUGAUUCCUACACGCCAUACCAUCUGUCCUCAUUGGAUGAAAUUGAUUUAUAUACAGAGAGGGGGGUUGCCGGGACGGGAGGACGGCAAACCCCGUCCCGACCUUCUUCAAGGGAACCUCGAGAAGGACGGGACGGGUGGCUCCUUAAAGUUCAUGGCGGAGUGAAGUGUCAGGGUUGUGGGCUAGGCUGUUCCUCAAUGGCCUCCUGCCAAACAUGUGACAGGAUUCUUUGCCCGUCCUGCCAUGACCUAGACCCUUCCCCUUGCUGCGGCCUCCAGGACUACCACCCCAAAUCUUCCCGCCCCCUGGAUGGAUACAUCCCUGUUAAAGAAAAGCUCUCUGUGUACUCUAACACUCAGUCUCACUCCCAUCUUCAUUCACACCCUCUGACAUUAACCCACUCUCAUACCCAGCCCCACCCUCACCCGCAGAUGGUAGAAAAACCACUGAUGUCCACCAAGCUGUUUCCGAGCAAAUCCAUUGCCUUGACAACACCCAAAGGUGGCAUCAGUGAGCGAAUUAGCAUGGGGGGACCACGCUGUGGCUUUUGCAACAAGCCAGGUGCAUCACACACCUGUGUGAAUUGCUCCAAAGUAUCAUGUGACUCAUGCAUGGGCUUGUAUGCAAACGAUGUCUGCACGCGAAAGAAUCCUCAGCACAGCUUUGUGCCCAACCAUCAGCUCAACUUCAAAUCUGGCACCAUAUCUCACCUGGUGUACCGGUAAAUCAGGCAGUCUGACUAAUGCCCCCGACCCCUUUCCCUCAACCCGUAUUGUAGUCUUGCACUAACGCUUUAGCUUAUUUUUCAUGCUUUAACAGUUCAUUUGCCACCUCCCCUAGAACCUGACGGUCUUUCUCUAACCCAUAUGUGUGCUUCUGUAGGGCCGUGGAAUGCAUAUACUACAGAGAGCCACCUUGUCUGCCCAUUGCUCUGCCUUGUACAACCUUUGGCCUUUUUAAGAUUUAUGUUUUGUUCUUCCCCUGCUACCUGCUUCUGAGUGCUAAUGUGAUGUUUUAGUGCUUUCUAGUGUUAGUUUGAUUUGAUCCUGCUUAAAAAGAAAAGAAAAAAGUUAAAGAAUUCCAUGUCAGUUUUAAAUGACAUUUAUCUGAACAUAACAUAGUCAGAAAUUCAUUUUAAGAAAAGAGGCACUGACAGUCUAUAUUUCAAUAGUAUAUAUAUUUUUAGUCUCCAUUCUCAAGCUUAAAGCAAGACUGUUAAAUGGUCCUGAGAUUGGACAUUAGGGCGACAUGAGUGCACAUCUUAUUUAUGUGAAGGGACUUACUGGGACAAUGGACAAAUAUCACGUGUCCUGUUGAAGGGAAAUCCUUUCUUGUAAGCUGCUUCAGAUGACAUGGCUGAGGUUUAAAUGCUGCUUUUGACUUCAUGUCAAAGAGACGUAGCGUUGAUCUCUUUCUUAUAGUUGUAUAAUUCUUGUCUCCCUUUUUUUGUUUUUGCCUACACUCAUUAAGUCUACAUGGUUCUUGGUGUGGAUAUGGCCCAUUAGCGGAUCAGUCAUUUCCUGUAUUCCUGGCUGUCUUUGUAGGGUCACAAAGAGUUUAAUGUUGAGCAAAAAACUAAGCAUCUAAAGAAUGCGUGAGCUGUUUUGAUCGGUUUUAGGAUGAAUGAAAAAUAGUCCCCAACACAGUUUAUGUCUACCUCAUGUGACAUCAUCAGCUUAUACCUGUAGUUUGAAAUAAACCUGCCCUAAAAAGUUCAACGCAGAGAAGAAAAUACUUUUUUCUGCCAUUUAAAGCCUAUGACACAUACUUUUAAGUGAAACAAUGACUUUAAGAUAUUUACUUUGUGAAGUAUUUAUUUCAUUCAAAUCCUCCAAACGGUGUUUUGCAUUGAACGUGCUUACAGUUUCUGUUUUGUUGGGAUGGCACAUCCAAAAACCAGAAGGCCUUUGAAAUGAGUGAAGUUAAAUGACAUUUUUUUGUUCUUUUUUUGUUAAAAAGCUUUUUUCUUAAUGAACUGGAUUGCAUUAAUGUAAGUUAUUUUCUUUUUGUCCCUUUGACAAAAAAAAAUCAGACACCACGAGUCACUGCAUCUAAGUCUUGACACUGACAAAGGCACAAAGCUGUUACUGUUGAUGAUAUAUUUUAUGACACUGGAAUCCUUGUAUCACUGAAUUCUAUUUGUGGAAAGGUAUAUAUAAAUAUAUAUGAAGAAAUAAAACCUGUGUUGGAAAGGCUGCCCAUUGCAUCUGUAGGUAUACCCCAUUGGUUUGGAACCAGGAGAGCUAUUUUUUAUUGCAUUUGAUGGUCAGCAAGGGCUAACUUUUAAAUGACAUCUCACUACCAAAAUCCAUCUGUCCAUCUUCUGUUACUGCCUUGUCCUGUGCAGGGUGAUGUAGGUUGCUGGAGCCUAUCCCAGCCACUGCAGUUCAAAUUGGGGUACACCCUGGACAGGUUGGCAGUCCACCACAGGGUCAUUACCAAAAAAGAUUUUUUUUUUUUUUUUUUAAAACAAGGUUUUUUUUGACAGACAACUUGGUCUACCUUUGCCAUGUUCUGUCGGGCAGGAAUAACCUCAAAAUGCCUUAAGCUUGUUAAGCUCUCACAUAGCAUUUUAUUUUUAUUUGUUUAGUUCUGUCAUGUCGUCCCUGUAACUGUUUUAUCAGCCUGUAGCUUCAACAUUAGUGCGUGUUCACCAGAGAAAUAACAGAAAAAGAAAUCAAAGGGAUUUUAAACGUAUAAUUACAGCUGAGUAUAGGAUAGAGCACAGCUAUGAAAUGAAAUGAUAGAAGGAUGCAGCAGUUUACAUGAUCAAAAGUGCACUAAAUAAUUGUUUUUCUUUACAAGUCAGAAUUGUUUUACAUUCAGUUUUGCUUUAAGAUGUUACCUGGACUGACACAAAUUUCAUGUCUGUUGCUCUUCUUCCAAUUUGAAAUUUGAUUCUGCAGCAUUUUCAAUAUUCACGAGCUGAAAAGCUACAGGGCAGCACCGUGCAUUUCACUCUGAAAUGUUGCAUUCUGUCUCGUCUCUGUUUCGGCCCUCUGUAUACGUUUGUUUGGCUUCUUUGAGUGAUUGGCUCUUAUUCUGAUUCCCCUUUGAUGGCUGCAAAGAAAAUUCCUUAGAAAGAUUUGCAACAGCUGAUUGAAACUUUAAGAUGAACUUAUUCCAUAAGUACCUUUUUCUCUGCCCUUCUUUUUGAACAGUGGCACAUCUUUAGGCCAGUCUCUCAUUUUCAGUAUGUUUUAUAAAAAAAAAAACAAAAACUAAAAAAACAGCUGGUGACAUUCAGCUGUUUUGGUGUUAUUUUUUAUUUUUUGACAAAAAACAUUGUGACAAAACAAGCUAAUUGAGGAUUCAACAUUUUUAGGGAGCUAUUGGGAGACGUGCAAUUGUUGACUUUCACAAAAUCUUUCUAAAUAUUUUGAUUAUAUAUCAUAGAUGUAUUUUGGUUGCUUUCUUGGCAAAUCAUACCAGCAACAACGUUGACUUCCAUGUAGUAUGAUGUAUUGAGCCAUGUUCCACGAGUUACUAUAUUGCCAAAUGAAGAACAAAUAUCUCUGGAGUACAAAACAAAAAUCCGCAGCUUGCCUGGAUGUACAAUUCAUGUAUUAUAAAUCUGUGAUUAUGCGAACAGUUUAGCCUUGUGUUUGUUGAUGUUGGCCUUUUCAGAAAGCCUUGAAAGCAAAUCAUCUCACAUACAGUUCUCUCAAACGAUCGGUUGGGAAUCAGAUUUUAAAGCAGUGACCUGGAAAUGUGUAAGUUCCAACAAAGGGCUAAAAUAGUCUUGAGGGCUGCUCUUUCAUUUGUGGGCGCUGCUUUCACUGGUUGACAUGUAGACAUGUUUUGGAUACGUUUACGUGUGGACGAAACACUAAAUGAAAUGGUUAUAACGACUGAUCUCCAAGGCAUAAAAGUCUUUACAGUGAGCCAUGUUUAACUUCCACCUGAAGCACUCAUAUUAUUGUAGAAGCCAGUCCUCCCUCUAGUUCUUAGUGUGGUUAUCUUCUUGAUAUUAAAAGUGGUGGUGUAGCUAGACAGCCUCGUUAACAUAUCCCAUUUCUGUAAGCUUUUCUUUUGGCAUGAUCUGUACAAGGCCCAUACCUAUACCCUGAACUUCUACCUAACUUUGGCCCUGAGGACCAUCGCACAAUGUGUAUGUGAAGGGGUAUCAACCUCAUUUUUCAGUAUAUGGGGGGGUGGGCAGAGAAAAUUCAUAAACUUGUUAAUUGAUAAAGAGAUAUGUAUAUUUAACUGAUAUUAUAAAAGUACUUGGCAAAAGUCAGUCACCCUUCACUUCUUACAAAUUGCUUCCGAGGAGCCAGAUUUUUACUUCUGUAAUCUUUUAAAAUGCACUGUUGAGGUUGUUCUUGAUUUAUGAAGGACUGUUUUAAUUUUUAUUGGACAUUAUUUUGGCCUUUUUUCUGUCUUCUUUCAGUCCACUUCUUGCUCUUGAUCAUUUUUAAAGAGUGUGAAAUUGGUUCUAUUUAUUAUUUUUCUAGUUUUCAUUUACAUAAAUCGGAUUCCCCCAUGUUACUGUAUCAGGUGGCCGAGAAAACAGAAAAGGUUUUCCGGAAAUGGUCAAGAGGAACAAGUGGAUUGAAAACUAGAGUCGGGGAAAACUUGGAAAGCCUUUUGCAGAGCCAGGAAACAACUUAAAAGAUUUAGGUGACGCAGGACACAGCGGAAGCAAAACACAGCAUAAGAAAUAGGAGUGCCUAUGACUUUUGCACAGUACGGACACACAAAGAGAUUGAAUGAAAACAGAUGUAAAUGAGAUUUUAUAAAAUAAUUUAGAAAAUAAAAUGCUAAAAAAAA